GCUCUGUCUUUCUCUCUAAUCAGCCUCUUUUGGCUCUCUCUAUCGCUUCUAGCUGUAGAGAUUAUUCCAAACCUCUCUCUUUCUCUCAUUCUUCUUCCCUCUUCUUCUUCUUCCUCACCCUUCUUUGCACCACACCUUAUAUAUCUCAAAAUAAAGUUCCCAGGAAACACAAUCAUGGAGGGGUUACUAGUAGUCUUUUCUUAUUCUAUUCUUUUUGCCUUCGUUUCUGCCUCGUCCAGAAACUUCCCCAUCAUACCCUUUGAUGAGGGUUACUCGCCCUUGUUUGGGGAUAGUAACCUGGUCAUCCACAGGGAUGGGGAAUCGGUUCAUCUUUCACUGGAUGAGAGAACAGGUUCAGGAUUUGUGUCGCAUGAUCUUUACCUUCAUGGGUACUUUAGCGCUUCUAUUAAGUUGCCUGCUGAUUACACUGCUGGAGUUGUGGUUGCCUUCUAUAUGUCAAACGGUGACAUGUAUCAGAAUAACCAUGAUGAAAUCGACUUCGAGUUCUUGGGGAACAUUAGAGGCAAAAACUGGAGGAUUCAGACAAACGUUUAUGGCAAUGGUAGUACCAAUAUUGGCAGGGAGGAAAGAUAUGGUCUCUGGUUUGAUCCCACAGAUGAUUUCCAUCAGUACAGUAUUUCCUGGACUGAUUCUCAGAUCAUAUUUUAUGUGGACAAUGUUCCUAUCAGAGAAGUGACGCGAACAGAAUCUAUGGGAGGAGAUUUCCCAUCUAAGGCAAUGACACUGUAUGCAACAAUAUGGGAUGCAUCUGAUUGGGCUACGAAUGGAGGAAAAUACAGGGUUAACUACAAGUAUGCACCCUAUGUUGCCGAAUUCUCUGACCUUGUUCUGCAUGGGUGUGCAGUGGAUCCGAUUGAGCAGGUGGGAAAGUGUGAGAAUGAUGAAAAAAACACAGGUUCUGGUGUUACCCCAGCGCAAAGAAUGAAAAUGGAGAAUUUCAGAAAGAAGCACAUGACAUACUCCUACUGCUACGACAGAGUGAGAUACAAAGCACCUCCUUCAGAGUGUGUCAUCAAUUCGCAAGAAGCUGAGAGGCUAAGAAAGUUUGAUCCGGUGACUUUUGGAAGCGGUCGGCACCAUGGAAAACGACACCGUCACACCAGAGGAAGCCACACAGAAGCAGCUUCAUCAUCAUUUUAAGAGGGUUGUUCCAUUAUCCAUUCCAUCCUUUCAUUUAGUUAAAUUCCUGGGUUGAUUUUUUUGUCUGUUUUUUCUUUUUUUCUGGUGUAUAGAGAAGAGGGAAUAUAAUUCUUGAAUAUGAUCAUAGUUUUGAUAUGGUGGUGGUGGGUGUUGGUUGGUGGGUAUGUGUAUAGUUUUCAUUCACACCUUUAGGUUCCCAGGUAUUUUGUUUUUAUAAUUCAUGUCUUUUUGUUUACAAAUUAAAAUCCUUUGAUUUUGUACUUAUAUUUAGACCACACCUCAGCGGUUCAAUAAUUUAUUUAGCAUUUCAGGCAUUUAUUUUA
Vigna unguiculata (cowpea) is the source of this 1484-nucleotide messenger RNA. Its product is annotated as putative xyloglucan endotransglucosylase/hydrolase protein 28. Lineage: Eukaryota; Viridiplantae; Streptophyta; Magnoliopsida; Fabales; Fabaceae. Gene Ontology annotation, cellular component: cell wall; apoplast. The record is from RefSeq and is a predicted model, not a curated record. Gene Ontology annotation, biological process: cell wall biogenesis; xyloglucan metabolic process. Gene Ontology annotation, molecular function: hydrolase activity, hydrolyzing O-glycosyl compounds; xyloglucan:xyloglucosyl transferase activity.